Messenger RNA from Oncorhynchus kisutch (coho salmon), 4444 nucleotides. RefSeq names its product tyrosine-protein phosphatase non-receptor type 7-like. The coding region runs from base 295 to 1455 and encodes 386 amino acids. Gene Ontology annotation, molecular function: protein kinase binding; protein tyrosine phosphatase activity. Gene Ontology annotation, cellular component: plasma membrane; cell junction; cytosol. Gene Ontology annotation, biological process: protein dephosphorylation; signal transduction. The transcript has 17 exons. NCBI's taxonomy places the organism in Eukaryota, Metazoa, Chordata, Actinopteri, Salmoniformes, Salmonidae. The record is from RefSeq and is a predicted model, not a curated record.
CUCUUUCUCCCCCUCUCUCUCUCUUUCUGUUUCUCUCUCUCACUUUCCAGUUAUUACUUGUUUCUUCUUGCCCUGGUUGGUUCAUGUCAACGGCAGAUAUUGAAUUUGGCUGUGGAUUAUUCUGACACAUCGACAGCCCAGGAUUCAGUUUUAGGGGAUGUGAGAUAUUUCAUUAGCUGUUGUACUUUUGACAAGAAGAGCUGAUAAGGGUCUGUUUUCACUCUAUGAGCAGAUGUCAGUAGAGUAUGGUUUUAUGGUAUCCUUCUAAACCUCCCAGUCGUUCCACACACCACCAUGAAUGAGUCAGUAGAAUCCCCAUCAUCAUCACAACCUGUGGACCAGGAACAGUCAUUCCCCUGCCCUGCUGCCACAGCUCCUCGCAAACCAUUCCAGCUCCAGGAGAGACGGGGCUCCAAUGUGUCCCUGGUGCUGGACGUGAGCACUCUCAGCCUGGGUGCGGUGGAGCCCUUGUGCUCCAUCUCCACCCCCAGAGAGACCCUCCUCCACCUGCUGAGGACCUCAACACGCCCUCUGACCCCCUCUCAGCUGCAGGAGGCAUCUGACGAGACCAGCAGGCUGAACUCAGAGUACCAGAAGAUUCCUCCAAACUUUGUCAACCCUGCAGAGCUGGACAUUCCAGGACACGCCUUAAAAGACAGAUACAAGACCAUACUGCCAAAUCCUGAGACCCGUGUGUGUCUGAGAAACCCUGCAGCAGAGGAAGCGGGUGAUACUGGGAGAUACAUCAAUGCAAACUACAUAAAGGGUUACAACGGUGCACCCAGAGCCUACAUCGCCACCCAGGGCCCCAUGCUCAACACUGUGCAUGACUUCUGGGAGAUGGUGUGGCAGGAGGGAUCCACCACCAUUGUCAUGAUCACCAAGCUAAAGGAGAAGAACGAGAAGUGCGAGCUUUACUGGCCAGAGAAGGACGGCAGCUAUGGCAGAUUUGAGGUCAGAGUGUCCAUUGUGAAAGAAUGUGAUGGCUACACCAUUCGAGAUAUGAUUAUACAGGUGGGCUCAGAGAACAGGCAGGUAAGACACUACUGGUACUCCACAUGGCCAGACCACCAGACCCCAGACUGCACUGGGCCCCUGCUCAGACUGGUGGUGGAUGUGGAUGAACACAGGCAGUCCAUACCCAGCCCAGGACCCACCAUCGUCCACUGCAGUGCAGGGAUUGGCAGAACAGGUUGUUUCAUCGCCAGUAGCAUUGGAUGCCUACAGCUGCAACACACUAGUAAGGCUGAUGUGCUUCAGAUUGUCUGUAAGCUACGCCUGGACAGGGGUGGUAUGAUCCAGACCAGUGAGCAGUACCAGUUCCUGUACCUCACCCUGGCUCAGUACAGUAGGCAGCUGGGGAACACAGACAGUGGCUCAGAGAGCCCUGUCCCUAUCCAGACCAUUAAAACUACGGGGACAUGCGGUGACAGAGAAAGCCCAGCUAAAACUUGAUAUUUCCGCAUGGGGGAAUAAGCUCCUGGAAAUCUGCUCACACACGGUGUCCAUCUCAUCCUCUUGACCGUGACAUUGAUUGUGGCAUUUUGAUGGGCAUGUGAUGUGGUACUCACCACACCAUGCAGUUUGAAUUUUAUUCAACGUCAUUAGUAUUAAUAUUGUCCAUAUUUGCUACCAUGAUAAUAAAAACAAGUAUUAUGCAUAAUGUCCUUGGCUCUAAUUAGACCUAAUUGGAGUUCACUUGACAUGCUGAAGAAUAAAUACAUAUAGUAGAUAAAUACAUGUAUUAUUAUUUGAUGCUUUUCCAGGUUCCAGGUUGAUUUCAUCAUUGAUCAAUACAUGGUGAUAUGUAGAACAGAAAAUAAAUACACAAGAGCUACGGUAAUGUUCCUUCUCUCCAGCAGAGGGCAAGUCUCGUGAAAGCAGAGCCUCAUUUGCGCUGAGUACCCUCUUUAUCGAGCACUCCUCUCACUACGUGAUUCUGAAACCCCACUCAAUAAGGAAGAACAACCCUUAUUGGAAAAUACACACAGGGAGGAAAGAGGCAUAGUAAACAAGGCAGAUAACUGAAAAAAAACUCAAAUAAUAUAGCCAACACGUGCGCGCAAAACAGAUUAUUUACCGAGUAUUCAUUACAAGCACGCUAUUCGUUCUGUAUGUAACGUUACUGUGUUGCCACUGCACGCUAGAUAGCGCUAGCUAGGGAACUUGUAACUCACGUUAGCUUGUUGGCUAGCAAGCUCCCUUUCCCAGUAGUAGCAGUGCCAUCACAACGCUCCCAGAAUGAUCGCUUUGAUCAACAAGCUCCUUGACUGGUUUAAAGCACUAUUUUGGAAGGAGGAGAUGGAGUUGACUUUGGUGGGACUACAGUAUUCGGGAAAGACAACCUUCGUGAACGUGAUUGCGGUACGGUCAAUCAUUUAUUACUGUCCUCUGAUCUGCUGAUGUGUCCUUGUUGAACAGAUCGAGAUGUGCUCCACCAACGCAAGCGCUUGCUAGCUCAGCAUUUUGUAUCACGUUAGCUAGCUACGUCUCGAUGACAUAAUUUAAAUAUCGGCUUUAGCGAGGAAGCUAACGUGUGUCGUUGCUGACAUGUACGGGCGCUGAUGAUGACCCUAGCUCUGUUCGCUUAACGACAGCAUGCACAUGAGGCAUGCAGUAGUGCCACCACACCGUGACCUGUGGAAACGGACAAUACUCGCCUAUCAUCAUCCCCCAUCACACACGUUCUGGCCAGUUCAGUGAAGACAUGAUUCCCACAGUGGGCUUCAACAUGAGGAAAAUCACCAAGGGAAACGUCACCAUUAAGCUGUGGGAUAUCGGCGGUCAGCCUCGAUUCAGGAGUAUGUGGGAGCGAUACUGCCGAGGAGUCAGUGCCAUCGUGUACAUGGUUGAUGCAGCUGAUCCAGAGAAAAUCGAGGCCUCUAAGAAUGAACUACACAACUUGUUGGACAAGCCCCAGCUCCAGGGUAUUCCUGUUCUUGUCUUGGGGAACAAGAGAGAUCUUCCUGGGUCGCUUGAUGAGAAAGAGCUGAUUGAGAGGAUGAACCUCUCAGCCAUCCAGGACAGAGAAAUCUGCUGUUACUCUAUCUCUUGCAAGGAAAAGGACAACAUUGAUAUAACACUACAGUGGCUGAUCCAGCACUCCAGAACCAAGCGGAGCACUUCAUGAGAACCUCAUCUCACGGUCACAGCCCUGAGACCGCCCCACAGGCCUGCACAGGUCCCUUACACCCUGUCCUCUAUCCUCCCAAGCUUGUCCAUUCUCCCCCUAUUUUCUUUGGAUGGCCCUCUCUUGCCAAGACUCCUUGCCUGAUUCCACUCUCCUGAAGAGAGCCUGGAAAUGUUUUAAUUGCACUGUUCAUUUUCUUUUUUGUAAUAUAAUAAUUAUUCUAGUGACGUAUGACCUCUGAUGGAUAAAGUGGUACUUAGCUGCGCUGAAAAAUGAAAAAAAUUAUAAUUGUGUUCAUAUUUCAUACUUCAUCAUCUCUGUUGAUGUUGAGGUUCAUAUUCAACUGAUCCGGAGACAGGGCGGAGUACUGCACAUAACCUCUGAUCCCAAUAGGUAGAAAAGACUAUGGACUCUGAACACUGCAUCAAUUAACAGCCCCAAAGUCAAGUUUAGAACGCUGAUAUCAAAUCUCAAACAAUAUAAGACUCAGGCCAUAGUCUCAUCACUUCCCAAUGUCGGUGCUCAACUGAAAUGGUACUGUACAUGUAUGUACCUUUUUUGAAGGGGGAGCAUUACACCAUUUGAUUUAAAUACUUGGAGUGUGUACAAGUAUCUCCGCCUCUCGUUUUUUAAAGGCUAAUGGUAGGUGUUGUUAAAGAGUACCCUUGACGUAAUCUCUAUUGUCAAUAUAUAUCUAUAUAUACAUUUGCGUGAUCUGUCGUCGUCUCUGUCCGUCACCCAGACACCCUUCUGUUACUUUAGAAACAGCAGACAGGGUUUCUUUAAACUAAGCAACCUGGCCUUUUUACAUUUUCAUAGGCCAUGUCUAUGGUCAAGCAUUAUCUGCAACACAUGGUUUAUAAACAAAAUAUAUAUUUAUUGAUUUUUGCAUAUUCUUUCCCCUUUCUUACCAUUAAUUUAUGUAAUCGCUCAUUUCCAACCAGUAAUGUACAGAUACUACUUGGCCAGUUUUUGUCUCAUCACGAGUCAUGAAUAACCCCAUUAUAAAAUGUCAAAUCUGUUAUUCGGUGACUGUUGAUAAAGAAGUCCACUCGAUAAAUUGAGAUUGUACAGGUGCCACUAACGGUGAAGGCUUCUAUCUAAUUUUGUAUAAACUAAACUUACAUGUCUAUGAAUUAUUCUGCUUCCUACAUUGCCAAAAUUACCUAAGUCAUUUUUGAUUAUUGACAAUCCGCAGCAAAAUAUCUUUAUUUGUUUGCAUGCUUGGGCAUAAGUAUUUGUGGGACCUUUGAGAAUGAACUAAAAAAUGUUAUUUUUUAUGGCAAAUAAUAGUAAAUACUGUAUCUGGUUUAA